Parasteatoda tepidariorum (common house spider) is the source of this 1685-nucleotide messenger RNA. RefSeq names its product myosin light chain kinase, smooth muscle. Gene Ontology annotation, biological process: protein phosphorylation; intracellular signal transduction; positive regulation of apoptotic process. Gene Ontology annotation, molecular function: ATP binding; protein serine/threonine kinase activity. Gene Ontology annotation, cellular component: nucleus. Lineage: Eukaryota; Metazoa; Arthropoda; Arachnida; Araneae; Theridiidae. The record is from RefSeq and is a predicted model, not a curated record.
GCCAGAAUCUGGCUUCUACCCCCAUCAAUUGGAGGCGAAAGAAGCCAAAUUCUUUCAUUCGUUUAUUCUUGAUCUGAACUUGGGGUUUUAUUUUAUCCUCUUCUUCCCUAACAUCGUCUUUGUACUUUCUUCAGCGCUAUUUUAGAUAAUUUCACACAUAUUUGGAAUAUCAUACAUUAGUGGAGGCUCCUAUCAAAAAUUAUGUCAAUUUAUGUGGACGAAACAGAUCCGGGUGAAGAUCCAGAGCCUGAUUUUGAAGCCAGAACAAUUAUUGUAAAAAAAGGUAAAGAUGUAAAGACAGAAUAUACAUUAAAUCAAGAGCUAGGAAGGGGAAAAUUUGGAACUGUGCAUCGGUGCACUGAAAAGAAAAGCGGAAAAGUAUUUGCAGCAAAAUUUAUAACAACAAUGAAAGCUCAAGAUCGUUUAGAUGUAGAAAGAGAGGUAGAAAUAAUGACAGUUUUACAACACCCACGAUUGCUACAACUUUAUGAUGCUUUUGAUGAUGGGAAAAAGUCAAUGUGUCUCAUUUUGGAAAUUAUAGAAGGAGGCGAACUCUUCGAAAGGGUCAUUGAUGAAGAUUUUGUUCUAACUGAAAAAGCAGUUACAAUAUUUAUGAGACAAAUAUGUGAAGGAGUUCAAUACAUGCAUUCAAAAAACAUACUUCAUCUCGAUAUGAAGCCAGAAAAUGUGCUUUGUAUCAGUCGAACAGGAAAUAGAAUCAAACUUAUUGAUUUUGGCUUAGCUAGAAAGUACGAUCCAAAGAAGAAAUUGAAAGUACUAUUUGGUACACCAGAAUUUGUUGCACCAGAAGUGGUUUGUUUUGAAAAUAUUGGUUACCAAACUGAUAUGUGGAGCGUUGGCGUUAUUUGUUAUGUUCUAUUGUCCGGAUUAUCUCCUUUUAUGGGAGAUAGUGACAUGGAGACCAUGGCAAAUGUUACAAGAGCAGAAUGGGAUUUUGAAGAUGAAAGCUUUGAUGAUAUUUCUGAAGAUGCUAAGGAUUUUAUUUCUAAGUUACUUGUAAAAGAAAGAUUGAAACGUUUAGAUUCAACGCAAGCACUGCAACAUACUUGGUUAAGGCGAGAUAAAAAGAAACAAGAAACUACGAUUGAUAAGAAAAAACUAAAGCGGUUCGUGAUCAGAAGACGAUGGCAGAAAGCAGUGAAUGCACUUAUAGCUCUUAUAAGAAUGGGGGCAACCAUUUAAAAAACUCAAAGUAUUGCAUCAAAAGAAUGCAUUCCCCACCUUGUGAUGAUGUACAGUGCAUUUUACAAGACCUUGCUUUUGUUACUCCCACCCUUUCAAGAGAAGAAUCUGUAUUUUAUAAUCAUGUCUUCUUGAGGAAAACUACUUUUACACCAAAUAAAUCCUAAAAAUAUUAGUUCUAAUGGAUUUAAACUUGUUCUCUUAGUCCAAAAGAGUCUCUAGAUGAAAAUAAUCUCUUGUAAAACUUUUAUUGUUUUCGAAAAUCUUUUAAGACCACUAAAUAAAGUAUCAAAACGUGGGUUGCCAUUUCAUUUGGAUAGUUUUUACACAUUUAUGUAGUGUGCUUUAAUAUUUGUUGUUUCAUAUUCAAAAGAAUGUAAUUGUAUGAAAGCGAUAACUCUAGUCUGUGUUUAUUGUUUGUCUCUUAUUUUUUUUAAAAUUUUUGUUGUUAUUUCUUGAAAAUAAACAUAUCCCAGAAAAUG